GCACGUGACCUCCAGGCCGGAAGCGGUCCGGCCGGCGCGUGUUCGCGCGUCUCUCGGCUUCCGCAGGGAUCCCCGCCGCUGCCGGUCGGCCCCCGCCCCGAGUCCCGGGCUCCGCCGCCAUGUGCUCCGUAGCGCCGGGUGCUGUCGGUGGCCGGGCCGCCGUGGAGGACGACGACGGCCUGCCGGAGCUGUCGGACAGCGGGGACGAGGCCGCGUGGGAGGACGAGGACGAGGCCGAGCCGGCCGCGGGCCGGCGCCAGACUCCCUGCCUGUUCUGUCACAGGUUAUUCACAUCUGCUGAAGAGACGUUUUCACACUGUAAGUCAGAGCAUCAGUUUAAUAUUGAUAGCAUGGUCCAUAAACAUGGACUUGAAUUUUAUGGAUAUAUUAAACUAAUAAAUUUUAUUAGGCUUAAGAAUCCUACAGUUGAGUAUAUGAACUCCAUAUACAACCCAGUGCCUUGGGAGAAAGAAGAGUAUUUGAAGCCAGUGUUAGAAGAUGACCUUUUACUUCAGUUUGAUGUAGAAGAUCUGUAUGAACCAAUAUCAGUCCCAUUCUCAUACCCCAAUGGGCUCAGUGAAAAUACUUCUGUUGUGGAAAAAUUGAAGCAUAUGGAAGCCAGGGCACUGUCUGCUGAAGCUGCAUUAGCCAGAGCUCGUGAGGAUCUGCAGAAAAUGAAACAAUUUGCUCAGGAUUUUGUGAUGAAUGCAGAUGUCAGAACCUGCUCGUCAUCUACUGCCAUUGCGGACCUCCAGGAGGAUGAGGAUGGUGUUUAUUUCAGCUCAUAUGGGCAUUUUGGGAUACAUGAAGAAAUGCUAAAGGACAGAGUUCGAACAGAAAGCUACAGAGAUUUCAUAUACCAAAACUCACACAUCUUCAAAGACAAGAACCAGAGCAAUACCAGACUAAAUAAACUUGAAGAUACUAUUAUACUCAUUAAAGGAAAGAUUGAAGACGUUCAUCUUCCUGUAGAAAAAGUGGAUAUUAUUAUAUCUGAGUGGAUGGGAUAUUUUCUUCUUUUUGAGUCUAUGUUAGAUUCUGUCCUUUAUGCAAAAAACAAAUACUUGGCAAAAGGAGGAUCGGUGUACCCUGACAUUUGCACUAUCAGCCUGGUAGCUGUGAGUGACGUGAAGGAACAUGCUGACAGAAUUGCUUUCUGGGAUGAUGUCUAUGGCUUCAACAUGUCCUGCAUGAAGAAAGCAGUUAUUCCAGAAGCGAUUGUGGAAGUUCUAGAUGCAGAGACUCUUAUUUCAGACCCUUGCGGUAUUAAGCAUAUAGAUUGCCAUACAACAUCUAUCUCAGAUUUGGAGUUUUCUUCAGAUUUUUCCCUGAAAAUCACAAAGACAUCCUUGUGCACGGCAAUUGCUGGCUACUUUGAUAUAUAUUUUGAAAAGAAUUGCCGCGAGAGGGUCAUGUUCUCCACGGGACCCCAGAGUACCAAAACACACUGGAAACAAACAGUGUUUCUACUAGAAAAGCCAUUUUUAGUGAAAGCAGGUGAAUCCUUAAAAGGGAAAAUCACAGUUCACAAGAAUAAGAAGAAUCCUCGUUCUAUCAUCGUGACACUCACCUUGAAUAAUUCAACUCAGACCUAUGGACUUCAGUGAGAGGCUGUGACAGUACAAUUCCUUGCAGUGGUCAGCAGGACGGAAGGGGAGCCUGUGGGUGGCAGCCCUGUCCUGAGUCCCCUCAGUAAGAGAAGCACAGACAGGAUCUGCUGGCCGUGCUGGGGACAGGGUCACUGACAGAUGGCUGUGCAGCCAGCCUUAACCAGCUGCAGCUCUGUUGAGUGUUGCUGUGUUGAUAAUCAUUUACCUUAGCCUGCACUCAGAGCAGUGACUGUCUUAUUUUUAGUAAGUUUCUUCUUACAAAUUUUAAAUAGUAAUUGAUUACUUUUAAAAUAAUAUUUUUGUUAAACUAGUAACAGGAAGUACAUUUUAUUGAACUUGCCUCUCAGGAGGAAUGGUUUUUAGUUGCAUUUGCUAGAAUAUCAGGAUAGAGCACACAGAGGAAGGCCUGAAAGCAAGUCUUGGCCCUCCUGCCCCGCACACUGCAGUUCUCAUUCUGUGGACAUUUCCUCUCAAUAGUCUUUAGCCAUGGACUUCUAGAACUGGCCAGGAGCCUAAUCCAGUGUGUAUAUUCUAUGUUUCAUACAAGGUUUUAAAGAAUAGGAUAAAUAUGUACUUACUAGUAUAUUACCUUUUUCAAACUAGAUCUGUGUGCAGAGGUUAAACAGUACACUUGUAUCAGGAAGUUGUGUAAUUUGCAAUCAUUGAUUCAAUUCUAAACAACAAAAAGCAUUCAGUAAAAUGUACAUAGCUAUUAGCAUUAAAAAAUAUUUCUGCAUACUCAGGCCUCUUGUAAAGGCGGAUUUAUAUAUGACAGUCUUAACGGAGGCGUGACCCUAGGAGAGCAGACACGGCGCGUAUACAGCAGCAGCUGGCUCCUUGUCAAGGCAUAGCAUGGGCCAGGCAGCUUAGCAUUGUGGUGGGCAGCCCAGCUCCUGGCUAGGUGUGUGGCUUCAGCCCUGACCCUCACUCUUACUGCAGUGUCAUCUCCAUCCCUCUUGAACAUUUUUCUCCUCUCAUAAUAAUGCAUUCCGAGCACUUAGAUGGGCGCCUGCACCUAGAAGCACAGA
This is a messenger RNA of Octodon degus (degu), 2638 nucleotides long. RefSeq names its product protein arginine methyltransferase 3 (gene Prmt3). Gene Ontology annotation, molecular function: protein-arginine N-methyltransferase activity. The coding region runs from base 120 to 1607 and encodes 495 amino acids. Gene Ontology annotation, cellular component: nucleus. Lineage: Eukaryota; Metazoa; Chordata; Mammalia; Rodentia; Octodontidae. The transcript has 16 exons. The record is from RefSeq and is a predicted model, not a curated record. Gene Ontology annotation, biological process: peptidyl-arginine methylation.